Molecule: messenger RNA, 6984 nt
Organism: Plectropomus leopardus (leopard coralgrouper)
Lineage: Eukaryota; Metazoa; Chordata; Actinopteri; Perciformes; Serranidae
Gene: atrnl1b
Product: attractin like 1b
Cellular component (GO): Golgi apparatus
Molecular function (GO): protein binding
Source: RefSeq, a predicted model, not a curated record
UCUAGUGUCGCUGCGCUAGCAAAUCCAGCGCUGCCAGUUCUUGUCAUGUUUUCAGAGAAACAGCGGUGCUUUUUUCCCACUGGAAUACGUGAAGACAUCACCGCACACUGCUGUCAACGAAGUCUACGCCUGAAGGUGCUUUAAUUGCUGUGGGAAUAGACCAGAAGGAGCAACAACAGUUCAAAGCGUUUCGCUCAGUGCCCCCCAGUCGGCAAGAAUAGCCUUCCAGUUCCCACAUCACACCACAUCCAUGUUGACUGCGGCAGCCUUCGCACUGGGUCCAGGGCUACAAACACCACAACCCCUUUGUUCUUCUGUGGCAAAGAUCCGGCCAAAUUGUAGCGGUUUGUGGAAGGACUAUCGCAUGUUACAAUGUACAUCCCAGUUUGAGUCUGAAAGAUUGUUUACGCGUUAAAAUGGCUGCUGAAAUGGCAUUUGGAAGAGAGUGGUCUUGAAUCAAUGCAGUAACGUUACAUUAACCUAGCAGAGGCCAAAUAAGCUACACAGGCUAACUAAUUGAUGUUUUAGCUCAACGAGUUAGCUUUUAAAAUUAGCUUUUAUCGAUGGUUUUUGGUAGGUUCUUCCAACAAGAGGUAGGGUGAAGGGAAUUCCUCCCACUCCAAAUCUAUGCAUGCGGUUAAACAAGCAGCCUUUAAAAAAAACAUAGCUAACAUUGCAUUUUCUUAGCCAUUUUUGUCCAAAGCUUUGUAAACAGGCUUAGCUAAGCCCUCGUGAGUAUGCAUAACACUCAGCGAAUAUGCAGGACUUCUUUGUUUUAAUUGAAACAGCCUGAGUAGCCGAGGCUUUCUUCCAAAGCAUACCUAAAGGCCCCGGUCUUUUACUCGUCGACCUGGCAAAAAAUGGAUCCAGGGGGGAAAUGUAAGACUGAACUCUUUCUUUUUGGACCCAAAGUAGCCACCCACAGCGACCUGCGGGGGAUCAACAGAUACUUGGUGGUCUAUGUUUUGUUUUACUUCGUACUGUUCACUCACGCUUCCCCGGCGAAACCCUGUGACAAGAAUUGUCUCUCUGGAAAAUGUAUCAACGGAUCCUGCAUCUGUGAUCGAGGAUGGGUUGGAGACCAAUGUCAGCACUGCCAAGGGAGGUUCAAGUUGACGGAGCCCUCAGGAUACCUCACCGAUGGUCCAAUCAACUACAAGUACAAAACAAAGUGCACCUGGCUCAUCGAGGGCUAUCCAAAUGCGGUUCUUCGGUUAAGAUUUAACCACUUCGCCACAGAAUGUAGUUGGGAUCAUAUGUACGUCUACGAUGGAGACUCAAUAUAUGCCCCUCUGGUUGCUGUUUUCAGCGGUCUCAUCGUCCCAGAGAUCCGAGGAAAUGAGACGGUCCCUGAGGUUGAGACAACUUCAGGCUACGCACUACUACACUUUUUUAGCGAUGCUGCCUAUAACCUGACGGGAUUUGAAAUCUUUUACUCGAUCAACUCUUGUCCCAAUAACUGUUCCGGUCAUGGGAAGUGCACCCCUGGUAACUCGGCCGCCAGCAGAGUGUACUGUGAAUGCGACAAGUAUUGGAAAGGCGAGGCCUGUGACAUCCCUUACUGCAGGAACAACUGCGGCAGCCCCGAUCACGGCUACUGCGACCUCACCGGGGAGAAGCUGUGUGUCUGCAAUGACAGCUGGCAAGGCCCAGACUGCUCUCUAACCGUCCCUUCAACCGAGUCCUUCUGGGUCUUACCAAGCGUCAAGCCCUUCGGCACGUCACUUGCCAGAGCCUCCCAUAAGACCGUGGUGCAGGAAAAGGUCAUGUGGGUGGUGGGCGGAUACACCUUCAACUACAGCUCCUUCCAGAUGAUUCUCAACUACAACCUGGAGAGUGGCAUCUGGAACACAGUUCCCAUCAACAGUGGCCCUGUGCCAAGAUACGGCCACUCGCUCGCCGCCUACCAGGAUGAUAUCUAUAUGUUCGGUGGGAAGCUCGAGGCAGGCUGGGGAAACGUGACAGACGAGCUGUGGGUGUUCAACGUACCCAGCCGGACGUGGCAACGGAGAAACCCUGUGGUCGGUCCACCAACUCAAGCUCAGAUCUACGCAGUGGAGGGUCACUCAGCCCACUGCGUCGCACUAGACGGGGGCGAGGCCAUCAUGCUGGUCAUCUUUGGCUACUCCCCCAUCUACAGCUAUGUCAGCAACGUUCAGGAGUACAACCUGAGAUCCAACACGUGGCUGGUGCCUGAGACCAAAGGUGCCGUUCCCCAGGGAGGUUACGGCCACAGCAGCACGUACGACAGCGCCAGUGGUAGUGUUUAUGUUCACGGAGGCUAUAAGGCGCUGCCUGCCAACAAAUACGGUCUUGUUGAUGACCUCUACCGCUAUGACAUUAACACACGGACAUGGUUUAUUCUGAGAGAGAGCGGCUUUCCACGGUAUUUGCACUCUGCUGUGCUCCUCAGCGGCACCCUGCUCAUCUUUGGUGGCAACACGCACAACGACACAUCGCUCAGCAACGGGGCCAAGUGUUUCUCCGCCGAUUUCCUUGCCUAUGACAUCGCUUGUGAUGAGUGGAGGCUCCUGCCUAAACCAGACCUGCACAGGGAUGUCAACCGCUUUGGUCACUCUGCUGUGGUCAGCAAUGGGUCCAUGUAUGUGUUUGGGGGCUUCUCCGGUGUAUUGCUCAACGACGUGCUUGUCUACCGACCCCCCAGCUGCCAGGCCUUCUUGGCAGAGGAGGGAUGCGUGAAGGCUGGGCCAGGGGUCCGCUGCAUCUGGAGCAGAGGCCGCUGUGUCCCUUGGGAACCCAGCAUGGCUAAUGGAAGCCUCCUUCCUGCCCCAUUCUGCCCCCCAAAAGCUGUCACAGUGGACGAGCGGUGCUUCCGGUUCUCAGACUGCGCCAGCUGCACAGCGAACACCAACGGGUGCCAGUGGUGCGAUGACAAGAAGUGCAUCGCUGCCUCCAGCAACUGCACUUCUAACGUGAGGAACUUCACUGAGUGUCCAGUGCGGAACGAGCAGGUGUGCAGCAAGCUUGCCAACUGCAAGAGCUGCUCUCUGAAUCUCAACUGUCAGUGGGACCAGAAUCAGUCAGAGUGCCACGCUUUGCCUGCUCAGCAGUGCAGCGAGGGAUGGAGCCAGGUGGGGGAGGCCUGCCUGAGGAUCAACUCCAGCCGCGAGAGUUAUGACAAUGCCCAGCACUACUGCAAGAACCUCAAUGGAAACAUUGCCUCACUCACCACCUCUAAACAAGUGGACUUUGUGCUUGAGCAGCUGAAGAAGCUCCAUCAGCAAGACAAGCGGCUGUCUCCCUGGGUGGGCCUGAGGAAAAUCAACGUGUCAUACUGGGGCUGGGAGGACAUGUCUCCCUUCACCAACAGCAGCCUGCGCUGGCUGCCUGGCGAGCCCAGUGAUUCUGGUUUCUGUGCCUACCUGGAGGAGCCUCAGGUGUCAGGCCUCAGGGCCAAUCCAUGUACUGCCACUGCCCACGGCCUCAUCUGUGAAAAAGCUACCGGAAACCCCAAUCAGAGCACCCGCCCGUCCUGUAAGAAGCCUUGCUCGCUGCACACCACUUGUGCCAACUGUACCAGCCAGGCCAUGGAGUGUAUGUGGUGUGGCAGUGUGCAGCGCUGUGUCGACUCAACUGCCUAUGUCAUCUCUUUUCCCUAUGGCCAGUGUCUGGAGUGGCAGACUGGAGAUUGUGUGGCCCAGAACUGCUCGGGCCUGCGGACGUGUUCCCAAUGCCUGGAGCAGCCUGAGUGCGGCUGGUGUGGAGACCCCAGCAGCACAGGGAAGGGCCUGUGCAUGGAGGGCUCCUACCGGGGGCCAAUGAAGAGACCAGCGAAGCAGGGCCAGCAGGUCCAGUCCCAGGACAUGAUCCUGGAGCCGGGAAGCUGCCCCAAAGACAAGGGCUACGAGUGGGCCUUCAUUCACUGCCCCGCAUGCCAGUGCAAUGGCCACAGCACAUGUGUGAACGGCAGUGUGUGUGAACAGUGCCGUAACCUCACCACUGGCCCUCACUGCCAGACCUGCAUGCCUGGUUACCAUGGAGAUCCAACCAAUGGCGGCAAAUGCCAGGCCUGUAAGUGUAAUGGUCACGCAAGUGUGUGCCAGGUGUUAACUGGCAAGUGCUUCUGUACCACCAAGGGGAUCAAAGGAGACCAGUGCCAGCUAUGUGACUCAGAAAACCGUUACCUUGGCAAUCCACUCAGAGGAACCUGUUACUACAACCUCCUGAUCGACUACCAGUUCACCUUCAGUCUCAUCCAAGAAGAUGAUAAUCACUACACUGCCAUCAACUUUAUGGCCUCACCUGAGCAGGCAAACAAGAACUUGGACAUGUCCAUUAAUGCAUCCAACAACUUUAACCUCAACAUCACCUGGUCGGUGGGAUCAACAGCUGGAACCAUCUCUGGAGAGGAGGUGCCCAUUGUGUCCAAAACUAACAUCAAGGAAUACAGAGACAGUUUCUCCUGUGAGAAGUUCACUUUCAGGAGCAACCCAAAUAUUACCUUUUAUGUCUACGUCAGUAACUUCUCAUGGCCCAUCAAGAUCCAGAUUGCCUUCUCCCAACACAACAGUAUCAUGGACCUGGUCCAGUUCUUUGUGACAUUUUUCAGUUGCUUUCUGUCACUCCUCCUGGUGGCGGCAGUGGUGUGGAAGAUCAAACAGACUUGCUGGGCUUCACGACGGAGAGAACAACUGAUGAGAGAGCGUCAGCAGAUGGCCAGUCGUCCAUUUGCCUCAGUUGCAGUUGCACUGGAUGCCAACACAGAAGAAACAGAACUGUUGCAGCCUGUGCUUGAUGGUGCACCUAAACCUGUUGCAAUGGAACCAUGUUCAGGAGGGAAAGCUGCUGUGUUGACUGUCCUCAUGCGUCUGCCCUCUGGACCGUCAGACUUACCUCCUCCAGGACAGUCAGGACUCAUCGUUGCCAGUGCGCUGAUAGACAUUUCACAGCAGAAACCAACAGAUUUUAAGGACAAGUCCCAGGGUUUAAAGAACCGAAAAGCCCUUCCUCCUGCACACCAAGGCACCUGCGUCUGAGUCUAACCCAAACCCGUCAAUCCAUUUGGGUCACUUUUUUAUACCAUCUGAGGUCAUAUUGUUCCAAUAUACCACAGGUCCCAGUUGGAGGCCUUUCCAGAGACAACCCAUGGCUACAUGUAAAAGAUUACAUCUGGCUGCUACCGCGAGUCCACAAGAGCACAACCCUGCUUACCUUUUCUGCCCCUUUGCUCAAAUCUGCAUAAAUCAAUCUCUGGUCACAUGAAUCCUUCUCCAAUCUCUGGAACAACUUUUCCUCCACCUUACUGGGCCCAAAUAAGCUUUGGCAGACAUCAUGACAAAACUUGUCUGCGCUUAAAGGGGACCUGCCAUCAGUGACAUCAGAGACAGAUAAGUCAGGAGGAUCUGCACCCACUGAAGCUUCAGUUGUAGAGAUUUUGCCACACCUCAUCAUCCAUUUGCCCAGCAAGUGGGAAAAGCAAACGUAUCUGUACGUUACGUCGUAUCAAAGUUUAAUCAAUUUCCCUUACGUGUUGGAAAUACAAGAGAUGAUUUUUUUUUUUAAAGGCUGGUAGACAUCCAGCACAUGCUGCCUAUGGGGUUUUUGUUCUUCUUUUUGCUUGCCAACAAGUGGUAUUCUAUGGUGCUAAAGCAUUUAGUUCUUAUGCGAAGCCUUUGCUGUAUGGACUGAAAUCAUUCUGCCUUUUUCAUGGGGGAAGCUAUGCGCUAGGCCAGGACUCUUUUUAACACCCCGUGACCACACACAGUGUUUUCACAGCUAGAGUAUUUUGUCACACCACUUCUGCCAAUUAUCUGUUAUAGCAUUUACUGUACAUAUGUAUCAUCCACCCAGCUGAAGCUAAAGUCUGUAUUUUCUGUGGAGUACAUAUACAAAAUGCUGCAGACAUGAGACUGCAAUUACUACCAGCAGCAUAGGGGUGCAAACUGGAGGCGGCACGAACAACGCAUCAGUCAUCAAACUAAAGCAUGGAAAACUCCAAAACUCUAGAACACUUAAAUGCAUUUUUUAUUAGCGAACUGGAAGUUUCAUUUGUUACAAGAUCAGUUCUUUCAGUGUGCUCACAACAAGACGUUGAAUGAUGCAGAGAAACACUGAAGUUCUGGUCGAUUCUUUACUGUAGUCUGUUAUUGUGUCAUUUGCUGUGCAACUUGGACAUUAGGUUUUUUAACUUGCCCUUGGAUUGGUGUGGUGGAUAGAUUUUGGAGAAAGACAUCUGCUUAAUGAAAUCAGACCAGGGACACCAUGCUCCCCUGGCUGUUUACUAAUUUGUUUUGUAAGUUUUUUUAAGAGCCCUCUGAUGCUAUGACUUUAUUUCCAUCUUUGAGUACAAGGAUUUCCGUUACCUUUUUAUAAUGCCUUGGCUUUCCAUGGAAGGAGGAGGACAUGUUGAUCUGCAGAAUUUUAAAAGCUGUCGACCAUUUUUAGCCCUGAAACCUCCACCCUGAGCUGUACAGUGUCUUGUUGGAACAAAUGUGAGUCUUCGUCACUCUUAUCUCUUGAGAUUUCCUGUGUUUGUCAGGUUUUUAUGACAGAAUGGCAAGAGAUUAUCAUUUAUUUUAGGCCUUGUCACUUGUUACUAUUUCAUCUACGAUAAAUUGUAAGUCUUUUGCUACACUUGUGAAAAGAGCAUUUCUGUUAAUAUUUUUUUGUUUUGAUAUUUAACAGAUUCCUGUGUAAUAGCAUUUAACUUGAUUAUGUUGUUGAAUUAAAUCAGUUGUUUUAAUGUCAAACUCCUUUUGAAUCGUGCAUCUUUAAGGACUGUAUGGGCAUUGUCUUGCUUUUUUGUUGCAAAGUGGUCGUUACGAUGCAUUUCAUAAGGCUAGUAUGCCAGCUAAUGUGUUUUUAUUUUGUGUUUGUAGAAUAAUCCUAUAACAGUGUCAUUACACAGGAAUCAGGGUCUCACUGUACCGUGAAAAAAGAUGAUAAACUGCAUAUCAGUAAUCUUCAGUGUAUUUUAAAGAUGGACAACAUGCCAGAAAAUAAAAAGAAAAACAGACCUGAAAA